UCUCUUCUCCUCUGUCUUAACCUUCUUUUAACUUCCUCUGUAUUUGCAGAGAAAUUCAGUGCAAAUGGAAGGCCUAAGUUUCUAUAUUGGAGUAGUAGGCAACAUAAUUUCUGUUCUAGUCUUCCUUUCUCCCAUAAGGACUUUUGUAAGAAUAGUAAAGAACAGAUCUACAGAGGAGUUUGAAAGCAUUCCUUAUAUCUGCACUUUGCUCAGCUCUGGUCUUUGGACUUACUAUGGAAUCAUCAGACCUGGUAGUUAUCUUGUUGCCACUGUCAAUGGUUUUGGUGUUCUUGUGGAAGCCAUUUAUGUUGUCUUAUUCCUUAUAUUUGCACCUGCAAAGAUGAAGGCAAAGACAGCGGUUCUUCUUGUGGUAUUGGAUGGGGGAUUUCUGGCAGCAAUGGUUCUUGGUACUCGCUUGGCAUUGGAAGGAGAUACGAGGAUUGAUGUACUAGGAUUUGUAUGUGCAGGUCUAAACAUAAUCAUGUAUGGAUCACCUCUGGUAGCCAUGAAAACAGUGGUGACGAUGAAGAGUGUGGAGUAUAUGCCUUUCUUUCUAUCAUUCUUCCUAUUCUUGAAUGGAGGGAUUUGGGCCUUCUAUGCACUUCUUGUUGGAGACUAUUUUCUUGGAGUACCAAAUGGGAUUGGAUGUUUACUUGGAACAGCUCAGCUAGUGCUCUACAUGAUGUACAGAAAUUCCAAAGCAUCGAAGAAUAAUAGAUUAGAAGGACUGGAGGAAGGAUUGGAACACCACCAACAUCUCAUUUCCCCCUCCGAUAGAGACAUAGAGUAG
Molecule: messenger RNA, 790 nt
Organism: Telopea speciosissima
Lineage: Eukaryota; Viridiplantae; Streptophyta; Magnoliopsida; Proteales; Proteaceae
Product: bidirectional sugar transporter SWEET16-like
Exons: 5
Coding region: 65-790 (241 amino acids)
Biological process (GO): carbohydrate transport
Cellular component (GO): membrane
Molecular function (GO): sugar transmembrane transporter activity
Source: RefSeq, a predicted model, not a curated record